UUUGCACCUUCAGGUCCUGGAAUCUUGACCCGGACUCUGCUCAAUGCAGGUCUUAGAGUGGUGGCUCUAGAAAAUAACUCAGCUUUUCUUCCAAACUUACAGUCCCUAGAGAACAGCCUGGAUGGACAAUUAAAAGUAAUUUACGGUGACUUCUUCAGACUGGAUCCUUUGGUGACUGGAACGUUGAAACCACCUGCUAUGUGUUCUGACAAACUUUUUGAAACCAUGGGUGUAGCACCAGUUCCUUGGGGGGCAGAUGUACCUCUGAGAGUUUUUGGAAUCUUACCACAAAAAAAGGAAAGGAACAUGCUUUGGAAGUUUAUUUUUGCCCUGUAUGAAUGCAGUUCCAUAUACAGGUGGGGAAGAGUAGAACUCAACAUCUUCCUAAGUGAAAAACAGUACAAGGUAUUAACAGCAAAGCCUGGGGAAACGAGGGCUUACCAAGCACUUACUGUACUUUGGCAAGUAGGAUGUGAAAUUCAGCUCCUGCACAUG
Molecule: messenger RNA, 495 nt
Organism: Antrostomus carolinensis (chuck-will's-widow)
Lineage: Eukaryota; Metazoa; Chordata; Aves; Caprimulgiformes; Caprimulgidae
Gene: TFB2M
Product: transcription factor B2, mitochondrial
Exons: 4
Biological process (GO): transcription initiation at mitochondrial promoter; rRNA methylation
Cellular component (GO): mitochondrial matrix
Molecular function (GO): rRNA (adenine-N6,N6-)-dimethyltransferase activity; mitochondrial transcription factor activity
Source: RefSeq, a predicted model, not a curated record